AUGAAUGUAGGACACAAUUUGCAUAUGAACCUUGGCAAGCUGUACAAUAUGCAGCCCUUGUUAUUUUUCCAGAAAAUACUGCGUGUUGUAGCUGCGUGGUUUGGACUAAAACGUGGAAAAGUCGCAAUGUCCAUUGAAAAAGAUGAAAUAGAUGACGAAGAAGUGCGACUUAAAGCCUACCGUUGGUGUCGUGAUUCACUUCAUAGUUCAUGGGCCAGCAUUGAUGAAGAUGAUAUUAUUGUGAAACGCUUGAGUGGGGGUCUCACAAACUACCUGUACUUGUGUUAUCUUCCGUCAGACGUUGAAAUAAAACCUGUGGAGCCCCGCUGUGUCCUGCUGCGAGUGUACGGUCAUGUGGCGAAAACCAGCAAGGAGUUCGUAGUGCACAACUCGGUCGUGUUCGCCAUUUUGUCAGAAAAGGGACUUGGACCAAAACUCUAUGGAAUUUACCACGAUGGACGAAUUGAAGAAUACAUUCCGACGAAGUCACUGAGAAGGAUGGAUUUGCAGAGUCCUAAAGUAUCACAACUUAUUGCUCAAAAGCUGGCACAGUUCCAUGGCCUCGAUAUGCCACUGUGUAAAGAGCCACGCUGGCUUUAUCAUAUCAUAAAUGGCUGGGUCCACGAAAUACAGAAUAACUUUGCAGAAAACCUUCAAAAAUGCCCAGAAGUGAUGAAACUGAUGUCAAUGAAUUUAGAAGAAGAGUUAGACUGUAUGAUGAAAAUAUUAUCACAGAUAGAAUCACCUGUUGUGUUUUGUCAUAAUGAUCUGCAAGAAGGCAAUAUUCUUUAUAUUGAGGAAAAUCCAGACAAAACAAAACAGAUGACCGUGAUUGACUGGGAAUACUGCAGUUAUAACUACAGAGGUUUUGAUUUUGGCAACCAUUUUUUGGAAUGGUGCUAUGAUUAUGCAGAUAACCCAGAUCCACCAUAUUACAGUUUUCAUCCUGAAGAUUAUCCAUCAAGAAAACGUCAGUACGAGUUUUUCCGAGAGUACCUGGCUGUGAUGGGACAGACGGCCAUCACGGAUGAAGAUCUUCACAACAUGUACGUGGAGGCGAACACGUUUGCCUUGGCCUCACACUUCCUGUGGGGCGUGUGGUCGCUCGUCCAGUCACAGACCUGUGCCAUCAAGUUUGGAUUUAUGGAAUAUGCAGUUUGCAGAUUUGAAGGCUAUUUUAAAAUGAAAGAACAGCUUCUGUAUCUUGGGUCGCAAGAUGAAAUAAGCUCCGAUUAUUCAGUGGAACUUUCUUGAAUUCAUGGCUGAUCAGAAUGGGCUUCUGCAUAUAACAGAGGUUUUUAAUAGUCAGGAAAAUGUUUCUGAUAGACUACUGCACAACAAAUAUAGAUCAACACAUAUUACAUUUACAGUGGAUGCACUUUUUAAGCCAGGAAUCUAUGUGUACGUAGUUCGUAAUGAGUAGUGUGUGGUGCGUAAACAACAGUUUAUAUAGAAAUCAAUUGAAGCACGUUCAUAUGUACGUGUUGCUUAAUGUGCAAUAUGUUAAUUCCUGAACUCCUCUGUGAUCGUUCCAAUACGCAUCACGCACUAUGCAUUAUGGAUCAUGUACACAUGGAUUCCUAGUUUUAAUGUAUAUAUUUAUUAUAUGAUAAUUUGUAUUACAUUUACCUAUGUGUUCCUUCACUACAAAAUGCCUUGUUUUUGUAUUGAUGUUCCCAUGCAUUUAUAUAAUACAGCCAGGAAUGUGAUAUGUAAUUAAAAAAAAAAAAAAAAAAACGAUCCUUAAAAAGUUGAAGACUUUACACUAUACACAAAUAAAGGUCCUCAGUCUAAUUUGUGAAAAUUAUUAUUGGAAAAAAAUAAUGUUUUUGUGUUCUGUAUACAUGAAUUUAUUUACCGAGUAUCUAGUUUUAUAAUGGUAAUUUGGUGUAUGCUCAACAGUAUUUGCUUUGAUCCAGUUUCCUAAGAAGCUAUAAGUUUUAGCUUAACUCAGUUAGAAAUGUACAUAUGUGAUAGCUGAUGGCAUUUUAAGUUCCAUAACCGGGGAAAAUUGCAAUAUGGUAUAAAUUGUUUAAACAGAGUUGAUGUUGAAACUUACAAUUCACUAUCAUCCAUCAUAAUGAAUGCUUUCCAAAGAUAAAAUGUUUAUUGUAUUUGUUUCUUAUUACUUGCUUGUUGUAUUCCUUUUCUUAUCAUGUAAAUGUUGAUAUCAUUAUUAUGUCAUCAUUAUUAUAAAUAAAUGAAUAAUUAAUUGUGUUACAUGAACUAUACAGGGCACUCUGUCCAAACGAGCACAGGUGUUUUCUUUUCUACUCAACCUGACUAUUCCCCUAGAGAUAUUAGUCUGGUCCGAACAUCCCAACAGCCAAGGGAUGACUUGAAUCUUCCAAUGAGUCCCCUGCUUCCUGUUCCAGUCACGUGACUAACACUUCCUUUGUUUUUCCUUCAUUGGCUUGGGUUUUUUUUUUUUGCUCCUUUCAAAUGUAAGCCAUCAUGUUUUUUCUGUUGGUUUAAUUGAGAGAGUUUUUUAUGUGUACUACCUUCUUAAACAUUAUGUCUAACUUAAUACGGCUUUAUUUGGUUAAAUUCAUUUGAUAAAAAGUGUUAUUUUCUAAGUUUUAAAUUGUUACUUGUGCCGGUGGUCUGCUGCCAUUUUCCUAAUCCAGAUUUCUAUGUAUAACCGGUAUGAUCUCAAAGUCCUUUUCCCAGUACUAGCAUAUCUUAAAUAAUAAUCCAUUUUGGCAAAUUACAUAUUAGCCAGUAUGCCUAACUCAUUGGUUUUUGUGAUAUAAUAUAACCAUUUUGUACUAAAAUAUAAAGUGUCAGUAGAUAGUUAAAAAAACAAUGGUUUUUUUUUAAUAUGGCAAAGAAAAGAAAGAAAAAAAUCAGUUGUAAGAUGUCAAUGGUGUAGCAUGUUUUUUAAUUUUCUUAUUUAAAUAAGUUUAGAUGAAACAAAAUGACAGUUUCAUUACCAGCCAACAUGUAACGAACCCUACUGUAGCAGAAUUCACAGGGUAAUUUUUAUUAAAGUGCAAACAACUCACUGAUUUUUUCAUUUAUCAUUGGUCUUGACAUCCAGUAGUUGAUAAUUAAUAAAUCAGUGUGCUCUAGUGGUGUCGUUAAACAAAACAAACUUUCAAACAAAUCAUUGGUCAGAUUUUAGUAAAAUAUUGUUUAGAAGUUACUCUUAGAUUUCUGGGCUCACCCUGCCCAUUGCCAAAUUGGCCAAUUGCUAACUUUUAUGUGAAGUGGCUAUAACAUUCAGUAUAUGGCUAAUAAAAAGUUGUUUAAAUUAGCCAGUUUUUAAAGGGACAGACCCUAGUUUUAACCCGUACAAAAUGGACACUAAGUUUAGUUAAUCUACAAACCUGUAACUCAUUUGAAUAAAGUUACAAUAUAGUGAAAGAAGAGCGUGUGAUGUUGAAACCGGCAAAUAUUUAAAAAUAGACGAACUCAAAUCAAUAAUCGCUACUUCUCGGACGCACAUGUACUUUUAAACAUAUGAAAAAUGCAUUUUUUGGUAUUGGAAACACUGGGAUGACCAGAAACACUUUGGUUGUACAGAAAUGGAUAAUCAAAAGAAUAAAAUAUAAGUAAUGUUUGAUUUCAUUGAUCAUAAAUGGCUCUAAUAGUGAAAAAUAUUUGGUAGUGUUUAAAAACUAGAGUCUUUCCCAUUAAUAUGUUUCAAACAAAUACCCUACAUAUCUAAACAUUGGCUAAAACAAAAUUUCUUUCCAGUGUAACCCCUGGAUGUUUUGCUCUCAAGUUUGUCUAUGCACAAUCCCUCACCCUAUCUCUGUCAUAAUGAAUACCAUAAUAAUGUUUGUGUGCUGCAAUAUUCACAUAUUUGUAUGUGUCGUUUUUGUUUAUUGUUUUUUGUGUCGUUUUUUUUGUGAGGUGGUGGUGGAGAGGAUUCAGUUUAUAAAUACAAAUCCAAUGUACUAACUGUAGGUGACUAUUGUUUGUUCACAUUAUUAUUCAUUACCGGUACCUUAUAGUCACGGUUUGAUCUGGACCAAAAACAUGUUGCUAGCAAUUUGGUGAAAUUUUUUAAAAACAUGUAGCCAAAUUUAGUGUGUUGUAGCCAAAAGGAUGAUGACAAAAUACAGUCUCAUUAAAUAGGUUGUUCUCAUUAUGACCUUUUUGGUGAAUUUAUUAUGAAAAUAUGUUCAUCAAAUUAAACUUAACCAGUAAUAGGUCUUUUAUUUAUUAAUUGUUAUUUUUUAAUUUACACUGUGGGUGCAAUACAAACUCAUAAUAAUUACAAACUGAACAGGUUUUCUUUAAUUGUGAAGGAAGGACAUAUUUUAUUUAACGACACGCUCAACAUAUUUUAUUUAUGGUUAUAUGGCAUCAGACAUAUGGUUGAGGACCACACAGAUAUUGAGAGAGGAAACCCGCUGUUGCCAC
Molecule: messenger RNA, 4371 nt
Organism: Gigantopelta aegis
Lineage: Eukaryota; Metazoa; Mollusca; Gastropoda; Neomphalida; Peltospiridae
Product: choline/ethanolamine kinase-like
Exons: 9
Coding region: 1-1254 (417 amino acids)
Biological process (GO): CDP-choline pathway; phosphatidylethanolamine biosynthetic process
Cellular component (GO): cytoplasm
Molecular function (GO): ethanolamine kinase activity; choline kinase activity
Source: RefSeq, a predicted model, not a curated record